CUUGGGACAGAAAUCAAAGCAGACGAGAAGGGAAUAGAGGAUUACGAAGGGGAAAUUCUGAGACUAAAGCAGAGGAAAGAAUUCCUAAAGAAGAGGAUCGUUCAGAACCAGGAAUGGGCGGCGCACUACGACAAAGAGUUCGGCCCUUUUGUUGCAAAGUACGACGAGUUUAUGAAGCAGAUGGAUGUUCUCUACAAGAACGCCAAAGUCAAGCAUGCAGAUGGUCUGAAGCUUUUGAUGGAACACUUUGACUACCAUCCUGAGUUCAAGAGGUGGUCAGACACGUUCUCAGCUGUUCCUUUCAAGCCCAUGUAG
Guillardia theta CCMP2712 is the source of this 315-nucleotide messenger RNA. RefSeq lists its product as hypothetical. NCBI's taxonomy places the organism in Eukaryota, Cryptophyceae, Pyrenomonadales, Geminigeraceae. The annotation marks the transcript as partial. The record is from RefSeq and is a predicted model, not a curated record. The transcript has 2 exons.